Molecule: messenger RNA, 2533 nt
Organism: Cannabis sativa
Lineage: Eukaryota; Viridiplantae; Streptophyta; Magnoliopsida; Rosales; Cannabaceae
Exons: 9
Coding region: 452-2245 (597 amino acids)
Cellular component (GO): catalytic step 2 spliceosome
Molecular function (GO): RNA binding; zinc ion binding
Source: RefSeq, a predicted model, not a curated record
AGAGAAUCAAAAUAAUCAAGAAUUUUAACUUGAAAAAAUAAAAAUGAAAAAGAAAAAAAAAUGCAUUAAAGCAUAUCUUGGUGUGGAUUGGGCAGUGAAAGUGAGAAGGCUAAAGGAACCUAGGGAAUAUACCCUACGCCGCAUUGCAGGCUAUCCUCCUCUCCUCUCCUUCUCAAGAAGUACUGAGCGACACACAAAGAAAGAGAGAUCUAUAGACUAUAGUCUCUACCUUUCCAUAUUCUAAAUUUCUGAUUGGCUUCGACGAUUCAUCUUCUCAAUCUCAUCAUCUCAUUUUUCCAAACCCUAAUUCCACCUCCCGCUCUGAUUCUAAGAACAAUAAGAAUUUGAAUUAGAUCUUCUCCCCAAUUUUUCUUUUCUUUCAUAGCUACCAAGCAGAUUGAUUUUGGUAGUUUGUUUAGAAGACCUGUUCGAAUAAUCAUAAUUGCACUAUAUGGAUAAUGAAAAUUUGAUUGCCCUCCAUGCUUCCGGUGAAUCUGCCCAUGAGAAUGAGAAUGGUCCAAGUGAGAUUGAUUCUCAACAAACUAGUUCCAAGGAUGAAGAAGAUAAACUCAACAAUGCAGAGGCGGGGCACAAGAAUGAUGUUCAUUGUGAAAAUGGUGAUGAGCUUCUAGAAGUAACUCCUGAAAAGAAUCUGAUUGGCAGUGAUUCAGAUAUGGAGAUUGAGGAUUUAAACAGUGUCCCCGCACCAGCGGUGGUUCACAAGAAGGAUGGUUCUCAAUGUGAAGAUAGUCGGUGCAUAGCAGAAUCAAACCUUGAAAAGGAUGUCGUUGAUAACUCAUCUUUCUUACAGGUGAAUGUCAAAUUGACUGAAAAUGUUUUAGUUGCCGAGGCAUCAAAUACUGGGGCAAGUGCCGAGACUGGUCGUCUUGCCUCCCAAGAAGAAAGUUCCAUUGGGAUAAAAAAGAUGGGCGGCAGUUCUAUUUCGGGUGUCAAGAGAUCUCGAGUAAUGUUUGAUGAACAGCAGCAACCUUCAGUGUGUGUAAACUAUACCUCCUUAACAAGAGCUAGUAAACAUAAGCUUGAAGAGCUAUUACAACAAUGGUCAGAAUGGCAUGCUCAACAUAAUUCCAAAACUCAAGAUCUAAUUGAAGCAUUAGAAUCUGGAGAAGAGACAUUCUUUCCUGCUUUAAAUGUUGGCUUGGAAAAAUCAUCAUCUGUGUCUUUCUGGAUGGACAAGCAAACAAGGAAAGAGCAGAACAAGGAAUUCGUUGAAUUGGAUUGUAACUCUGUGCCUCUAUAUGAUCGUGGUUUUGCAUUGGGUUUGACAUCAGAUGAUGGUAUAAAUAACAUCGAGGGAGGUGUGGAGAUUAUUGAUGACGCUGCCCGUUGUUUCAAUUGUGGUUCCUAUAAUCAUUCUUUGAAGGAAUGUCCAAAACCUCGUGAUAGAGUUGCUGUCAACAAUGCUCGCAAACAGCUCAAGUCCAAGCGUAACCAAAAUAGUGCUUCACGCAACCAAACUCGAUAUUAUCAGAAUUCUCCAGCUGGAAAGUAUGAUGGUUUAAGGCCAGGAGCUCUUGAUGCUGAAACACGGCAGCUUUUGGGUCUCUCGGAGCUUGAUCCACCCCCUUGGCUAAGAAGAAUGCGCGAAAUUGGAUACCCUCCAGGAUACCUUGAUCCUGAUGACGAGGAUCAACCAUCAGGUAUUAUAAUAUUUGGUGAUCUUGAUAUUGUGAAGGACGGCCAGGAGGAUGGAGAAAUUAUCGAAACACCCCGUGAACCACAGAAGAAAAAGAGUGUAGAGUUCCCAGGGAUAAACGGACCUAUUCCAGAAAAUGCUGAUGAGAGACUCUGGGCAGCUUCACCGUCAUCUUCAGAUAUUUCUAGAAACCGAUCACACCGCAGGCCUAGUUAUGUAUCAGAACAAGUCAGCAGAGGACAUCAGCGUGAGGAAAGGUGGUCCUCCAGGGAACAAAGAGAUGAUGGGCCACCCGGUGUUGACGAUAGUUUUAGCUCAACAACAUAUUUUCCCAGAUAUGGUAGCUAUGAAUCCAACUACAACUCUCAUUCAGUAGGAAGGUUUGAUCCAGACAGAGGUAGACGAAGCCGUUUUGUUGAUGAAGGAUAUUUAAACCACGGCUCAGUUGCUUCAUCCUAUCCACCACGUUUGUCACCAAUAGAUUAUGGUUCCAGUCGAUAUGAAAAUUGGGUUGACGAAAGCAGGAAUGGAUACGAUCCGGAUAAUUUGACACCAUGGGACAGGCAUCGCCAUCCCAGUAGAAGGUAAAUGGAGUUCCGGGAUGUUUGUUGUAGCCACAAAAGAUCUGUAGAAGAAGAGUUUUUCCUCAGUUAAGAACUGAGGAAGGGUUUGUACAAAAGAAUUAGAAGCAUCUUUGUUAGAUGGUUUUUGACCAGUUAAGCAGCUAAUAAUUUUUAGGUUAGUAUACAGAUCGCUUGUACUGACACAUUGGAAUGUAGUUGUUAUAUUUACUACACAUUGUUUGUGACCACCUUUGGUGAGACUUUGUCCAUGACAGCAUAAGAGCAUUUAGACCAUUAUUCCUUUAAUCUUGUU